Physcomitrium patens is the source of this 5798-nucleotide messenger RNA. Lineage: Eukaryota; Viridiplantae; Streptophyta; Bryopsida; Funariales; Funariaceae. The record is from RefSeq and is a predicted model, not a curated record.
UCCCUCUCAAUUAAUUCGACACUUGCCGCUCCAUUUACAAAUAUUAGCCUUCACCUUUCCUUUCGUUUCCUGUCACUUGGAUUCUCGCUUUUCGAUGCUUCUCUUUUGCGGCUCUCCGUGACUAAUGAGAUCGUUCUUCACUUUAUGGAACGUUUAAUGUUAAGUAGGUUCCUUGGCAUACUAGUUUACGAUAUUGAGGAGUGUCGAUACUCUCUCUGUGCGUAUGGGGCUUGAGAAUGGAAGCUCUUCAGCGAUGUUGGAGUUUGUGAAUUUCGGUGACAAUGUGAAGGAGUUUGGCCUUGGGAGGAGCUGGUUCAUUCAUGCGGAGAGGAUUCAUGGUGAAUGGUGCCGUCGAGAGGAUUCGUUGUGGUUGAGGUUGAGGAGGAGGAGUUGAGAGGUAACCUUUGCGCAUGAAUGACUUGGAAGGUUAGAUAAUCUUUUGCGCUGUUUGAGUGUUUCAGAUCUUGUUUCUUUAGUAUCUUGAUGGUCACUAGUCGGUAUUUGUAAUGGUGAGUGACGAUUAGGUAAUGUCAUGUUGAUAAUUUACUAGUGGAGCUGAAACUUGUGGCUGGGACGGCUUGCGCGAUGAGCGCAGAUAUUGUCUCGGAGUAAGGGGUUGAAAGUUAGCGUUUAGAGCCUCCAGCAUCGCCGUUUGAGGGUUGAUCGUCGCAUCCUUAAUCUUGUGUUUGUACGUUACUUUCAUGAACCGUGGAUCGCGAAGUAUCUUGUCAGGUGAAAGAUGUGAGGUGGUUUUGAAAAGAUUUCUAGUAGAGAGCUUGAGGUUGGAGAAUGCUCACAUUUACUAUUGAAUCAGCACCACGUGAUGAUGCAGUUUAGAAUGGAACUGAUGUAAGUAUGACAACAGCUGAAUUUCAGGAAAAUGGUUGUACUUGUUCCAAUGGGUAUACAAGCCUCUUUGAAAUCCAUAGUGUUUCGAAUAAUUUCAAAGAAUCUGGAUAGAAGAAAUGGAAGAAUAGAAGAAAAAUUAGCUCUCCUUCGCGAUAAAUUUGGACGUGUAAAACAGCUACUAUCCAGGAAGAUUAUCGUUUGCGGCAGGUUAUGGAUGUGUCAUCACUUAAGUUCGCAUAUGCGCGCUUUGAUCAUCAAUUGUUUGCAAGAUCACUGCCACAAUUCUACUUGGCUCUCUAAAAUGUGGAAAAUUCCUACACACUUUCUAAUGGACGAUUUCUUUACAUCACCUCUUUUAAGCUUUAUUUUUAUUCCACUUUCUCCAACCUCGUCAUCUUCUUUCUCUCCUCUUCGUUUUAGCCCACCGUAGUUGAUUUAGAGUGGCUAUGGAUUAGUGUGCAAAAUUUCAGGUUACGUUCGUACUUGAUCAGGGCUACAUUCUGGAUACUUUUUGUACAUCUUGAUGAAGAAAAUUUGGGUGCACACUGAGUAUACUCUGAAGAAUAUGACAUGUACUUAUCUGCAGCUGAUCUAGUUAUCGUUCGUUUGAAGAUUCACUCGUUGCAGAAUCCUUGCUUUGUGGAGGUCGAUGGAGUAUUGUUAAUUCUUCAAAUUUUAUGUGUUUGAUGAGGGCUCUGAGACAUCUGCAGAUUAGUGAUAGGGUUACUUAUAAUGAAGGGGGCCUCAUUGAAGUGGUGCUGAACCAGCUGUGAAGAGUGUCUAGUGCACUCCAGCGUCCCCGAUCAUGGAAUCACAUGGCGGAGGUAUAUACGCAGGAGAAGCAUGUGAAGGUGAAAUGGUUUUCGAAUCGUUCCUUGUUCCUGAGAUCGUUGCUCUCAGUGAAGAGAAUUCUUCUGUCCUGGAAGCUGAUCUUGGUAGAGAAAGAAAGUUUGAAUUAGCUUGUGGUGAAGUGAAAUAUUUUCAACCCGAUGUAGUGAGCCCUAAGCAUAGUACUCAAGCUCUAGACAACACUGUGAGGUCGGAGUCAGUCUCUUCAAAGUGUUGCAAUUGUGCUGAGUUUUACGAAAAGAUGAAUGAAAAGUGGAGUUGGCCAGAGGAACAUCACUCAGGACAAGCGCAAAGCACUGUCAGGUCUGUGAAUUCCUUCCAAAGUACAACAGACCAGCUGAGAGUGAUGUGUGUGCAAAACCUAAGAUCCAGCGCUCCAGUCACUACUAUGGUUGACAGUUUAUAUCUCGAAAAUGACCGGAACAUUUGUACCCAGGACUUUGCUGAUAGUCUAAAUGGUUUGUCGCUUUUUGAAAUGGGAGAGCAGUCGAAAAAAGGCGUUGUUUCUGACUAUCUUUUAGCAUCUUCCGACUCUAAUGACUCUAAUACUCCGGCUGAUGAUUUUCAACGAAGUCCCUUAGUGUCAUUCACAAAGGAAAGCAUUCCAAGGGAGGGGUUCUCCGACGAUUUGGAACUUAUGGAAGAAGGUUCAAAGCUGUUGCUAGAGGAUGCAAGUUCGAAACAGAACUUGCAGCACACAUUGAAGGGCGAGUCUUGUACAAAUUCACGCUUAUCGAAGUCCCAAGGUGUAUCUAGUAGUCAACUGGGCUCUUUGGCGGAUGAUGAGAGAGAUCUUGUAUGUGAUGUCGAGGAGCAACGAUAUAGUCUUAUAAGCGCGGCAACAUGUGGGACGGAUCUUCCCAGAUUCAAGGGGGGUGAUUUUGAAAUGGAAGAACUUGAAACUAUGCAGGCUGAAUCAAACACUGACGUAAUUAUUGAUUCAACAUGUACUGCACCCUGUAUGGAUCUUCUGAAAGAUGUUCAGGAGGUUGAAUCCCCAGAUCUCGACAAAGAAUUUCAGGUAUUCGAUUCCUCACAUGGUGAAAGUGAGCAAGGAGUUAUCUUCUCUAUAGGACAACAAACAGACUGUCCUGGUUCUGUUGUGGUACAGCCAGAUGUGCGAGAGGCUGUUGUAGUGGCUGUGCAAAUCUCAACUGAGGAGAAUCUUACUAAAAAUGGAGAGGAGAACCGUCUUGCGAUCCCAUCAGAAGCAACUCUUGCUGUUGGGAUAGCAGAAGCUUUUUAUGAAACGAAAACAGCUUCCGAUCUCGCACUUCUGACGAUGGGUGAAUUAGGGUUCUGCUUGCCUCCCGGAGUAGCUACUUUGCAAAGUGCUGAAGCGAAGAAUGCAGAGGAAGCUCGAAAACCAAUCAUCAGUCUUGAUAGAAAAACUCCGGAGCUGACCUCCAGAUCUACCGCAUUCUCGUUCGAAAACCAACUAAUUGAGCUCUGCAAUUUAGGCCUCGGAGGUCCUAUGCAAGCAGCAUCUGAAGACAAUGCAUCUAUUCAGGUACUCGAUAGUCAAAAUCCUGGCUCAGAUGGAGGUGUCUCAGUUGCAGAAUCACUUAAGGUUAACAACUGUGCUUUUAAAGAGGAACUCGAAGAGUCCAGUUCCAUUAAUAUGGCUUUUGUACCUGUUACCCUAGAAGGUUCUUGUGAAGAUUAUAGACCAGGCAAUAAUGGCGAAGCGAAGGCUGGAAAAGGCCAGGAAAAGAUUCAGCAACACCUGUGGUGCUACUUAUUUGAGAAUAUGAUUAGGGCCAUUGAUGAACUCUACUGUCUUUGUGAUCUCGAGUCAGAUGCUGAAAAAAUAAAGGAAGCUCUACUAGUUUUGGAUGACGCAGGUAUUGAUUUUGAACACUUAAAAGCAAGAGUUGAUGGCUUUGAUAGAGUUAACAAAGGUUCUCGCUCAUCCCGAACAGCAUCUGCCAAGAUUAUCAACAGUUUCUUAUCAACUAAAAAAGAUUUACUACAGAGACGCCCUCACUCUACAGCUUGGGAGGUACGCCGCAUGGCCUGCUCUCAAGAGCAAGCUGGUAUGCCCACCCCUUCAUUGGAAGAUUUCAAGAGGGUAAAUGGGACUUCACAGUCCCAUAGCCUUCAAGGACCCCGAAAUCAUGCAGAUGCGCGACAACCAGAUUCCUCUGAGAGCUUGCCGUUUCAAGGUCCGGCAUGUGUGGCGACCACCACCUCACCGCGACAAGAGGGGUGUCGGGAGAAGGAAUCUACUAUUUGUGACUCCGAGCUUUUCACAGGCAGAAGUUUCGACUUGGCCUGCAAGAGAUCAGCGCCCAGUUUAUCUUUAGUUGAUAGAUACACGAGCCCUACAGCUUUCAGUGUGCAUCGUGCUUGCUCCAAGAAGAGGCAGAUAAGUGCUCCGACUGGCUCCGUGACAGGUAUUGAAGUAUGGAAGAAAAAGAGAAACUGGCAGGAUACACUCUCACCUCCUCGCACCCGUUCAUCACGAGCAUCAAGGUCCUCAAGACCUGAUCGUAAGAGCAAGGAGCGAGUGCGCGUGCUUCAUGGCAAGCUUGCAUCACCCAAAGGUAGAAAGGGAAGUUCUAAAGAAACGAAGGACGUGGACGGGGAGCAAGCAUGUGCGCAUUGCAUACAAAUGGCGUUAGAGAAUGAGGAAGUGCAACGUCUUUCAAAUACGCAAGAGAAACCGAGUAGAGCGAGUGCGUGGCAGGCAGCAAGGAGUCUAGACCUUCGGAGAGGCAUGCAUUCUCAGCAGGAACGUGGGGAUUCUCGAGCUCAAGCUGGUGUUGCUCAAAUCGCGAGAAGAGCAUGGAAUAAAAGUAGUAAAGUCAGAGAGUUUCGUCCAAUAGACUCUUUAAAUGAAGAGAAAGAGAAGCUAGAUCUGCAAGAGAAGCUUCAAGGUUCAGAAAGUCAAGGGGCUGAAAGGCUACAUAGUUUGAGAUUGAAACGAAAAGAAGACAUUGCGAAGGAGGAAGAUGUGCAAGAAAGGAGGCGCCAGCUUGAUGCAGAAAGAUCACAACUACUGACUGUAGUGCGACGGAAGAAAGAAGAGGUUAAAACAAGACAAGAGGAAGAAAGCAAAAUUUCUGAUGCCACUCUGGAGGCUCGAGCCACAUACCAGAUCCGAAAGAAGGAUGCAUGGAUAAUUUCUCAACAAGAAGAAGCUGAAUUUCUUGAGCAAAAGCUUUCAGAUAGGCUCCUGGAGAGUUCACUGCGGCGGAAAAUUUAUCUGGAGAAGAUCAAGGAACGUGCUUUGAUGGACUUUGAGAAACAAGACAAGCUUAGUAAGGACAUACUAAAUGAACUUGUAGGGAUGCGGGAUCAAAGUUUGUCGUUUGGUGGGCUAGCUUCAAGGAGACAAAAGGUCCCUCCUAAUGAAAUAUGCAAUAAUGAAGCUCACAAGGAUGGGCCAAUGAGGGGAAGUCAUGAAGGUGUAGCUUUGGUCAGUUUGGUCGGAAAUCACAAAGGCACUUGGGUGCAGACCACUAAAAAUAAAUCGAAACUAAUUCGGCAACGGCUGAUAAGUAGAAAGACUGAAUAUUGUGAACCUCCUGCUGGAAUCGAAGGUCGUGGGCUUGGUACUGCGACUGUCAUAGGUGGGGCUCGCUCUCAAAUAAGAAAAUGGAUGCAAGAGCUGAAACGUCUGCAGGAAAUUAAAAAACCUGGAAGUUUGACAUCUAGCCUCUUGGUAAUUUCCGAAAUAGAAAAAUACUUGGAGGAAAGGGAACCCAUGCUUCAUGCUGCUCGCCAGCAAGGCCUCAUUGAUUACAUCGCUACAGCACUGCCAGCGUCGCACUCUUCCAGACAUGAACCCUCGGCGUUCACUGUGGCCUUGCUCCGACUUCUGAUGGUAGUUCUCUUUCUUCCCGCGAAUCGGAGUUACUUCAUAGCCCGCAAUUUGUUGCCUCCUCUCAUUCCCAUGUUGUCUAUGGCACUGAGAGCCUUUAGCUCGAGUGGCUCCGUGAACAACCGCGGAGUAUUGUCACAUAAAAUUUCUGUUGUGUCGAAAGAACGAUCUGCCUCGCCUUCUGAGGGUCAAGGUACUGUUAUGUUCGUGAAAGAGAAAAAAAGACUCAAGCAGAAAAAUUGACGACCAUGCGAGAAGUACUGGAGGGAUUACU